UUUGUUUCUUUCACCGAUUAUUGCGUCUUUAAUUGGCUUGGUUCCUGGGUGGAUCUAUAGUGUUAUUGCCUUUUGAUCUGAUCCAUGCACAUCUCUUUUAUUUUUGGUCUGAUCCAAGCACAUCUCUUCUGGGUUUUGCUUCUUUCUGACUGAUAAAGUUAUAUACGUUGCGUAGAGUUUCUCACUUUCAGUUUAGUGCAUACACUUAUUCACUUGUUAUACAUCAACACAGAACUGCGUGUUUAGAUUUGUUUUGGUCUUGAUUUACGUGGCUUCCGUCUCUGGCUGGCCAUGUGGGUUUUAAACUUUCUUGCCGUACGAACCUGAAUUGUGUAUUUUUAUUUGCUUGGCUUAUGUUCUGAACUGAACUUUCUUUUGGUUGUCCAGUUUCUACUACACUCUAUGUUGUGGAUAUUAGGUCCUUGCAAAAUUAUCUCGUCACCUGCUCCUGUUUUCACUCUCAUUGAGUUUUAUAUUUUUAAUUGUCAGCAUAUGCUAGCCUUUAGUAUUUUGCCAUUGGCAAAGCAACAUCCUGUGUUAUGGAAACCAUUGUGGUCUCUUCCUGACGCAGUUAUAUUUAGUUUUUUUUUUUCCAAUUGUUAAUAAGUAUAUGGGUAGCCUUUAGUAUCUUUUUCAUUGUUUUUCCUGAGGCACUUUUAUUUAGUUUUGUUUAUGUAUACUGUAGUAUCCUAACCGCGGGAUGGCUAAUCGAUUUAUGCAAAAUGCUAUAGUGAGUGAAAGCCAGUGCAAGCAGAAGAAUUGCCAUCAGGAAUGCAAGAAGAGCUGUCGUGUUUCCCAGACUGAGAGGAGAGUUUGCAUCCUGGUGACUCCUGCUUCCAAGACUACUUUCUUGCCAGAGGAGCUGUGUAUAGGAUUUGGUAUCUGCGUGAAGAGAUACCCUUUCGAAGCUGUUCAGAUAAUCAAACCAAAUCUAGGCAGGUUGGAUUCCUCAGAGCUGGCAAAAAUAUUUGACUCACAUCCGCGGGUCAGAACUUGAAAGCUAUCUCACCCGAGUGGUAGAAGAAAAUCUAAAGGUACGG
Molecule: messenger RNA, 1040 nt
Organism: Brassica napus (rape)
Lineage: Eukaryota; Viridiplantae; Streptophyta; Magnoliopsida; Brassicales; Brassicaceae
Product: ABC transporter E family member 2-like
Exons: 4
Coding region: 701-997 (98 amino acids)
Biological process (GO): translational initiation; translational termination; ribosomal subunit export from nucleus
Molecular function (GO): iron ion binding; ribosomal small subunit binding; ATP binding
Source: RefSeq, a predicted model, not a curated record